AUGGAUAGUGGACCCUACGGAGAGGGUCCCGACGAUGACCGUAAACAAAUACAAUUAGGUCCGUGCAUAGGAAACGCAUUGCGUAUAUGUUAUGGAGAAGAUAUGGAAACUGAAACAAACGCUAAUUUAAAUAAAUUAAAUAGUGAUGUUACACCUAAAGGAACAAUCAAUUCAGUGCAAGAAAGUGACGCUGUAUCAAACAGCAAGCCAAUGAAAACAAUAACAAAUCUAGAAACAACUCGAGGGAAAAACAGUGCUAGUGAAAAUCUCACAGGGGACAAACCUUCCCAAGAAACUAAUAAUAAUAAUGAGUGCCGAAGUAGUGUCAGGUGCGGACAUUGUUCGUGUAACCACAACUACAAGGAGUGCGAUAACAGGGAGGAAGAACCCAAAUGUGCAUUAUGCGAUCACCAACAACGCACAAGAGAUAAAGAACCAGAAAAUACGGAAGUGAAUCAGCCCAAGAAACGGAGACUACACAAUACUAGCGUUGAGACACCAACCACAGACAACAGCAUUAAAAACUCUAAUAAUAACAAUAAAAUAGAAAACGAUGCACGAAAAGCGUCACCUAAUAUAAAUAAAAUACCAUUUAAAAAAAAUGAAAACGCAAAUACGAAAAUGACAAAAGAGGACAACAGAGAUAAAACGAAAGAGAAGGAGACGACGAAUAUACAGAAAAGAGGAUUACAACCAAAUCCAAGCACAUCAGAGCAAAUAUCUCUGAACCACAUAAUCAAAGACUAA
Molecule: messenger RNA, 747 nt
Organism: Ctenocephalides felis (cat flea)
Lineage: Eukaryota; Metazoa; Arthropoda; Insecta; Siphonaptera; Pulicidae
Product: GATA zinc finger domain-containing protein 4-like
Exons: 3
Coding region: 1-747 (248 amino acids)
Source: RefSeq, a predicted model, not a curated record